This is a messenger RNA of Ictalurus punctatus (channel catfish), 5155 nucleotides long. It is a transcript of the gene mtmr10, whose product is annotated as myotubularin related protein 10. The transcript has 16 exons. The record is from RefSeq and is a predicted model, not a curated record. NCBI's taxonomy places the organism in Eukaryota, Metazoa, Chordata, Actinopteri, Siluriformes, Ictaluridae. Bases 738 to 3035 code for a protein of 765 amino acids.
GCUCGCGCACUCCCAUCAUUCCCUGUGUAAUUUUUGUAAACAUGGCUGCGACACUGGCUUCUGAACCCCAGCGCUCCCAAACAUAAACUAUUCAUUCAGCAGCAACGGGAGGACGGAGUAGUAAGAUGAAGUAACGGAAUGAUGCUGCAUUGGGUCGUUUUUAAAACACGAGAAGAAUAAGAAGACGAAGAUGACCACCGACUGCGAUAUAUUUACCUUAAACAGCGACUGAGCUGAACGGCAGAAAGUUUUCUCUGUGUGAAGUUUGACAGCCACUUGGCUUGCUAGAGAGCAAACUUAGCCUAGCUAGCAAACUAUUCAAGCUAGUCUGACGUUAGACUAGAUGUUUAUUCACAUUUGGAGAUAUUUAGAUGAAUAGCGAGACCUUUUGGUGAAAUUUCGAGUCAGUUGUGUUAAUAUAAGUUUUAAGGAGAGAACUAGCUAAACCAGCUCGGUACUGAACACGGGUCUGUACAGGGACAUCACCACUGUGGGUUUCCUUUUGGGCUUUUUUUUUGUUAUUUAAACGAGUGAAUGAAUGAAUAAUGUUACUCCUUUAUCCUGAGAGGAUGGAUUUGGUGUAAUACCGUUACAUCAUUAUCCCCAAGUAGGAACUUAGCAGGGAAAUGCAAUGGUGCUGCUACAAUCCUUCAUAAUCAUCCAUCCAACAAGUCCGUCUUGCUAAAAAUACACCAGCUGCUCUUCUUUGGAUAUCAACAGCUCUGUGUGUCGGAAACAUGUUUUCUCCAAAAUCUCCGAAGCCGACAUUUACUUCAUAUCUUUCCCCACUUCAGACUGAUGCGAAGAAAUAUCUCCCUGUCUCCACCAAGAAACUCGAGGCCAGACUCUUACCAGGGGAGAUCGUGGUAAACGAGGCAAACUUUGUGCGGAAGUGCAUUGGGGCAGACAGCAGUCAAGAUGACCUGUGGGGAAAACUCAUCUGCACCAACUUCAAGGUGUCCUUCGUUACCCAUGAUUCCUUGCCACAACAGAGGUUCCAGUGUGUCCACCGCCUCUUGGGAGAACACGACGUCCCGCUGACAUGUGUGGAGCAGGUCGUGACUGUAAAUGAUGCGAAGGGUAAGCAGAAGGUUCUGGGCUCCAAUAAGAAGCUAAAGUUUAAUCCCACAGAGUUAAUCCUGUACUGCAAGGAUUUCCGGAUCGUCCGCUUCCGCUUCGAUGAGGCUGGACCUGAGAGUGCCAAGAAGGUUUGCCUUGCUAUUGCACACUACUCUCACCCAGCCGACAGUCAGCUACUGUUUGGGUUCGAGUACGUUGGUACGUGCUUCUACGGCUCCUCGGGUGAGAAGGUGAAUGGAGUGGACUCGGGGAAGGGUGUGCAGACAGCCAUGUUUGACUGCUCUUCUGACUGGGACAGAGAGAUCAAACGCUCCGGUGCUACAGAAUGGAGAGUGUGUGCCAUUAAUGAGGAGUAUUUGGUCUCCCCAAGUCUCCCGGAGUUCUUUGUAGUCCCGUGUUCCUUGGCAGAUCAGGACCUGAAGCAGUACGCCUGUUACUUUAAAGCUCAACGUCUCCCGUUAUGGUGCUGGAAUCAUCCCAAUGGGAGUGCCCUGGUUCGUAUGUCCAGCAUCACCGAGCCCCAGCAGCAGAGGAAGCUAGAUCAAAGGAUUUGCAGUGCAAUAAUGAAAAGCCACCCGAUGCGCAGCAACGUCCUAAAGACAGAUUUGGACAAGAGUCUGCCGAGCAUCCAGGAGAUCCAGGCUGCAUUAGUGAAGUUGCGGCAGAUCUGUGUGAUUGAUCCCUUCGAGGAGUCUGAAGAGAAGUGGCUGUCGUCCAUGGAAAGUUCACGGUGGAUGGAAUAUGUCAGGGCGUUUUUGAGGCAUGCAGUGGAGGUCAUCUUCAUGCUGGAGGGGAAGCAAUCCUCUGUCAUUCUGCAAGAAGAAGAAGACCGGGAUUUGAGCUGCGUCAUUGCGUCUCUGGUGCAGCUCAUGUGCGACCCUCAUUGCCGGAGUCUGGCAGGUUUUCAGGGCCUGGUGCAGAAGGAGUGGGUGAUGGCUGGCCAUCGCUUCCUCGACCGUUGCAAUCAUUUGAAGAAGAACGACAAGGAGGAGUCUCCCCUGUUUUUGCUGUUCCUGAACUGCGUAUGGGAGUUAAUGGAGCAGUACCCAGCAGCCUUCGAGUUCACAGAGAUGUACCUCACGGUGCUGAGCGACAGCAUGUGGGUCCCUGUGUUCAGCACUUUCCUUUUCAACUGCCCACGACAAAGGGCUGAACACAGCAGGGACUUUGCCCUGAGUAAGAGUAUAUCCCUGGGACAUGACAAAGUUCUGCAGUUCCCACCUGUGUGGGACUGGUCGCAGCAGUUCAGCCUGAAGGAUCAGACUCUCUUUAACAAUCCUCUGUACGUGGGCAAGAGCACCCCCUGUGUGCACAACGGCACGGUGCGGACCUUCACACACAGGCGUAGCAAGAAAAACUACAGUUCCACACUGCGAGGUCUGCCUUCAGAGCUGAAGAAUGGCGGUCUGACUGUACUUGAUACUCUGCCUCGACGUAAUUCUUUGAUGCCGCGACUCCGUACUGACGCUUCACAGGCGAACGAGAAGCAGGAGAGCCCUGCCGAACACUUCCUGCAGGACUGGAUUUCUCGGCCAGCCGACCUGCAGGGUUUGCUGCUGCCACAGCUCCUGCCUUCCCAUCUACCCCUAUGGAAGCUCUACUUCCUGCGCUGGGUGCCCGAGGCCCGCAUCCCCAACGGUGGCCCCAUCACCACCUUCCACAAGCUCUCUGUGCUGGUGGACGAGAUAGAAAUUCUACAGAAUCAGCUGAGGCAGUACACAGGAGGGGCGACUCCAGCGCGCAGCCCCCAGGAUGAACCCAGCAAAAUGUACUUUAGGGCAGGAUUGUCUCCAAGCGAGUCCCCUACUCCUCCUGAGUACCUCAGCUCCUCAUUCCCCUUCUCCCCUAUGGGCAAUCUGUGUCGCCGCAGCAUCCUGGGUACUCCCCUCAGCAAACUCCUCAACGGAGCCAGAAUCUGGCUGUCCACAGAGACGCUGGCCAAUGAGAACCUCUGAAAACCUGAAGCCUGAUUAGAGGCCUCCAAGCAGCGCUUGGAUUGAUGUAGCGUCACUGUGCAUGAUUGGAAGCCUCUAGAAUGUUCUCCCGUAUUCACACUGGUCCAUUUGGCUUGUCGGUUCUUUUAAAGAGCUCUUCAGCCACAUGCCAACAUCAGAAUAAUACUGGUCAGUUGCGAUGGUGUGUAUUUGGCAAUGGACAAAGAAAAGUCAUAGCUAACACUGAAUCAUGCUGUGACGUUAAGAUAGAGAUUCUUUUAUUUCUGUGCUGGUUUGAUUUACUAAAGAUUUAGUAUGUUGUCCAGUAGGCAUGAGCCAAUAUUAGAAUUUCAGAUCACCGUAACUGCCCAGAUCGCCUGGAUUCCAAGUGCAGUUUUUGUAAUUACUAAGAAAUUACGCCUCAGUGGGAGAUGUUCCAUGGUUCUGUCUAUCCUUGAACUCUCAUCUAAUGAAUAUUGCAAUAUGGUGUAUAAAUCGGUACAUGCCUAUUGUUCAGAAUUUAUUUGCCAGUCUUUGGGUGUGUGUUUUUUUUUUCUUUCUUUCUUUCUCCAUUUACAAAGCACCAGUAUGAAUUCGCACAUUCUUCUAUAUAGUUUCACGCUUUCUGAACUGCCAGUACUGAUUAAUUUCUUGUUUUUUUGGGGGAGUUAUGGCAUUAGGAUAAAUGAUGAAAGUAGGACUGUAAGUUAAGCCUGUGGUAGAAAAAUCUUUUAACUCUUAAUUUUUUAUUUUUUUUAUUUUAUUUUAGUAUGUAUAGUUAUAUCGAUUUUGUAAGAGGCCUUCUGGAAAGGUCUAACCGUAGGUAGCUAUUAUUAAAAUUGUGACUCGUAUGGGUAAUGUCAGGGAUUGCCCACAAUAACCCCCAAAUGCAGGUGACUACUGUGCACUCACAGUGAUCUCUAACACACACAGGCUGGUCCUCGUCCGUUAGAUCCCUCACCCAACAGACGCACAGAAUAGCUGCUCCGAAUGACUGACUACUGCUCCAACCAAUCAGCCGGUUGAACUGGUACAGCAGUCGAGUGCACCGUAUCCCAAUAGGCACAUAGUGAAUUAGCUUUAGAUUGGAAAGUCGAGCUUGUAAAGGUAGGUUAGGAGUUUUAUUGGGGGAGGGGGAGGGGGGGAACAGCACUUGUUACCUCUGUUUUUUUUUUUUUGUUGUUGUGUUUUUUUUUUAACUGGACAGUCACCUUUUGUUUGAUCUGUAGCCUUCUAUAAAGACAUGAAUUUAUCUUAGAUGUAGAUCAGGGUUUGGGACGAGGGUGGACGAUAUGUUGAUAGAAAUAUCACAAUAAAUUGUCAUGAUCUACUUUUCUGAAAGUAUCAUGAGGAUUGUUGUAGAAUUGUGUUAUUACUCACAGUAGCAAGUAGUGUAUUGGAUAUUAAUAUAAUUUUCCCUACUUUUUCUUCCUAAAAACAAAAAUAAUUUGCAGGGUUUUUAAAAAAAAAUAAUUAUUAUUUUAUUUAGUUCUACUAAUUUGACUGUUUUAGUGAAACAGACAUGUAUUGUAAGAAUGCCUUCAGACAUUGUGACGUUUUUUGACAUAUGGCCCACCCUUAUAUUGUGAACAUGUAUUUGGAUGCAACUUUAUUUUUUACCUUUUGUUGUCAUAAAUAUGGUACUUUUUUCACCCAUUAAUUCCCAAUAAUAUUUUUGUGAUUAGUUUACCACUAAUGCAGUGCACUCGAAGCUGUUGACCGCAGAAAUUACUUGACCUUAACACAUUUAAGAUUUUUCACGAAACAGCGUUGAUAUUUAUUUAGAUAUGCAAAGAAGCUGAACCAGGGUUGUUUAUUCUAAUCCUGUGUGCCUUUUUGAAAUCGUGGCCUUGCUAUUGAGUGGAUGUUUUUCUUUCUGGUCCUUUCUCUCAGGCUGUAACAUGCCGGCACUGCCUCCUACAUCAGUGGCUAAACUCAACAUAAUUCCAAAGCUAUGUGUGGUCAUGUGUAGAAUUGUGUUAAGUAUAAGCUAUGAGGUGGUGUGCUGGGCUUCUGUACAUCUAAAAGGGCUCUGAUGAACUGAACUAUUCUCAGCGCUACGGGGCCCGACUCUGAGCCGCUAUGCAAGACACCAUGCUUCUGAUUUGUUUCCUUGUGAAUUAAAAAUGGGUUGACACUUC